UCCUCUUUCGGCCCCAUGGAGUCCUCGCCCAUCCCCCAGUCAUCAGGGAACUCUUCCAUGCUGGGGAGGGCCCCUCAAAUCCCCGGUCCCUCCACUGCCAGUGGGGUCCCCGAGGCGGAGCUGCGGGACGUGGCUUCGGAAUCCGUGGCCCUCUUCUUCAUGCUCCUGCUGGACCUGACCGCGGUGGCUGGCAACGCCGCGGUGAUGGCCGUCAUCGCCAAGACACCGGCGCUCCGAAAAUUUGUCUUCGUCUUCCACCUCUGCCUGGUGGACCUGCUGGCCGCCCUGACCCUCAUGCCCCUGGCCAUGCUCUCCAGCUCCGCCCUCUUUGACCACGACCUCUUUGGAGAGGUCGCCUGCCGCGUCUACUUGUUCCUGAGCGUCUGCUUCGUCAGCCUGGCCAUUCUCUCGGUGUCUGCCAUCAACGUGGAGCGCUAUUACUACGUGGUCCACCCCAUGCGCUACGAGGUGCGCAUGACGCUGGGGCUGGUGACCUCUGUGCUGGUGGGUGUGUGGGUGAAGGCCUUGGCCGUGGCUUCCGUGCCAGUGCUGGGAAGGGUCUCCCGGGAGGAGGGAGCUCCCAGCCUGCCCCCGGGUUGCUCACUCCAAUGGAGCCGCAGUGCCUACUGCCAGCUUUUCGUGGUGGUCUUCGCCGUCCUGUACUUCCUGUUGCCCCUGCUCCUCAUCCUGGUGGUCUACUGCAGCAUGUUCCGCGUGGCCCGCGUGGCCGCCAUGCAGCACGGACCUCUGCCCACGUGGAUGGAGACGCCCCGGCAGCGCUCGGAGUCUCUCAGCAGCCGCUCCACCAUGGUCACCAGCUCGGGGGCCCACCAGACCACCCCGCACCGGACGUUUGGGGGCGGGAAGGCCGCAGUGGUCCUCCUGGCGGUGGGGGGACAGUUCCUGCUCUGUUGGUUGCCCUACUUUUCUUUCCACCUCUACGUGGCCCUGAGUGCUCAGCCCAUGUCCACUGGGCAGGUGGAGAACGUGGUGACGUGGAUCGGCUACUUCUGCUUCACUUCCAACCCUUUCUUCUACGGAUGUCUCAAUAGGCAGAUCCGGGGGGAGCUCAGCAAGCAGUUUGUCUGCUUCUUCAAGCAGGCUCCGGAGGAGGAGCUGAGGCUGCCUAGCCGGGAGGGCUCCAUCGAGGAGAACUUCCUGCAGUUCCUUCAGGGCACAGGCUGUUCCACCGAGUCCUGGGCUUCCCGACCCCUCCCCAGCCCCAAGCAGGAGCUAGCGGCCGUUGACUUCCGAAUUCCGGGCCAGAUAGCUGAGGAGACCUCCGAACUCCUGGAGCAACAGCUCACCAGUGACAUCAUCACGUCAGACAGCUACCUCCGUCCUGCCCCCUCACCUCGACCUGAAUCCUGA
Molecule: messenger RNA, 1371 nt
Organism: Artibeus jamaicensis (Jamaican fruit-eating bat)
Lineage: Eukaryota; Metazoa; Chordata; Mammalia; Chiroptera; Phyllostomidae
Gene: GPR61
Product: G protein-coupled receptor 61
Exons: 1
Coding region: 16-1371 (451 amino acids)
Biological process (GO): G protein-coupled receptor signaling pathway
Cellular component (GO): signaling receptor complex; plasma membrane; endosome
Molecular function (GO): G protein-coupled receptor activity
Source: RefSeq, a predicted model, not a curated record